Molecule: messenger RNA, 171 nt
Organism: Priceomyces carsonii
Lineage: Eukaryota; Fungi; Ascomycota; Pichiomycetes; Serinales; Debaryomycetaceae
Exons: 1
Coding region: 1-171 (56 amino acids)
Source: RefSeq, a predicted model, not a curated record
AUGGCGAGGGGGAAUCAAAGAGAUCUUGCGAGACAAAAGAACUUGAAGAAGCAACAGGAAGCAAGUAAGGGACAGAAGAAAGCUGGUGAUCCAAAGAAAAGAAUGGAAAGCGAUGCUGAAAGGAUGAGACAAAAACAAGCUUUAGGUUUGUAUUACGAGAAAUGUAGAUAA